AUGACCUGGACGCCGCCCAACCCGACCUCGGUGCCUGCGCCCGCCGCCAGGGUGCCGCAGGACAUCCACACCUUCGCCGACGUCGCUGCCUACAAGCCCGUCCACCUCCACCUCGACUGGGCCAUCGACUGGGAGGCCCGCAUCAUCUCUGGCAAGGUGUCGCACGAGAUUGAGGUGCUCAAGGACGGCAUCAGCAAAGUGACCCUAGACGCCAGCUUCCUCCGUAUCGACCAGACCGAGGUCGAUGGCGCCAAGGUCGAUGCCAAACUCGGGCAGCGGAGCCACGCGCUGGGUUCACCCCUCGAGAUCCCCGUCGGCAGCCGCAGCAAGGGCGACCGCAUCAAGAUCGACAUCACCUACAGCACCACCGAGCAGUGCACCGCGCUCGGCUGGCUCGCAAAGGAGCAGACGGCCGGCAAGACCAACCCCUUCCUUUACUCGCAGUGCCAGGCCAUCCACUGCCGCUCCCUCGUUCCCUGCAUCGACUCGCCCUCGCACAAGGUGACCUACACCUCGACCGUCAAAUCGCCCAUCCCCGUCCUCAUGUCGGCGCUCAAGGAUGACUCCAAGCCGGCCGAGGCGGGCACCUACCACUUCCGACAGCCCAUCGGAAUUCCGAGCUACCUGAUCGCCAUCGUCGGAGGCGAUCUCGAGUUCAAGAAGCUCGGCGAGAGGACCGGCAUCUGGGCAGAACCGCCCAUGGCCGACGCCGUCCAGUGGGAGUUCGAGGCAGACGCCGAGCGCUUCCUCGAGCACGCCGAAAAGGUCGUCUCGCCCUACUCGUGGACGCGCUACGACAGCGUCGUCCUGCCCCCCUCGUUUCCCUACGGAGGCAUGGAGAACGCCAACCUCACCACCCUCACCCCAACGCUCGUCGCCGGCGACCGCAGCCUGACUGACGUUCUGCUGCACGAGCUCUGCCACUCUUGGGCCGGCAAUCUCACCUCGUGCUCUAACUGGACGCACUUCUGGCUCAACGAGGGCUGGUGCGUCUACCUCGAGCGCCUGCUGCUCCAGAGCGUCCACGGGCCCAAGGAGGGCCCCGCUCACCGCGCCUUCUCGUACAUCAUCGGCUCCAAGGCGCUCAAGGACGCCCUCGAGCAGUUUAAGGACACGCCCCGCUUCCAGCGCCUCAUCCCGCUCUACAAGGACGGCGAGGACCCGGACGACGCCUUCAGCUCCCUGCCCUACGAGAAGGGCAGCAACUUCCUCCUCUACCUCGAGAGGACCGUCGGCGGCCUGGACAACUUCCUCCCCUACGCCAAGAGCUACUUCCACGCCUUCUACAACCGCUCCGUCUCGACCGAGGAGUGGCAGGAGCACCUCUUCGACUUCUACAAGGGUUCCGACGACAUCACCGCCAAGCUCAAGCAGGUCGACUGGGACGCCUGGUUCCACGGCGAGGGCCUCGAGCUGCCGGUCAAGAUGGAGUACGACACCACGCUCGCCGAGCAGGCCUUCAGCCUCGCCGCCCGCUGGGAGCGCGUCGUCGCGGGCAAGUCGACCGUCAAGGACGAGGGCUUCUCGCCGGACGACAUCAAGGGAUGGAACGCCAACCAGGUCGUCGUCUUCCUCGAGAAGCUCCACACGGGUCCCAAGAUGCCGCUCGCCGUCACCAAGCAGCUCGACCAGGUCUACGGCUUCUCGGCCGCCACCAAUUCCGAGGUCCUCCUCCGCUUCUUCGAGGUCGCCCUUGAGGUCGAGGGCGGCGAGUACGCGCAGAAGGCGGCACAGUGGGUCAAGGGCGUGGGUCGCAUGAAGUUCUGCAGGACCAUCUUCCGCGCCCUCAACAAGGUCGAGCCCGAGCUCGCCAAGAAGACGUUCCUCGACAACAGGAGCUUCUACCACCCCAUCGCCGCUGCCCAGAUCGAGAAGGAUCUGGCCGCACCAACCGGCGCGCAAGGAGACUCGAUCUAUCGAGCGGAUACAGAGGCUGCGGGCCAGGCUGGACCCUCGCUCCGUGGCAAGUGGACCGACGCCACUGACGAGAGCAGUGCCGCUAACGGCCCGGCGCGGCUCGAGGGCGACAUUGUGACCAUCUUCGGCUCGACGGGCACGGGCAAGACGAAGCUGUCUGUCGAAAUCGCCGAGGCGAUUGCCUCGUCGCGAGCGGGGCAGUACGGCGACUACCGCGUUGCCGAGAUCGUUUCGUGCGACAGCAUGCAGAUCUACCGCGGCCUCGAUAUCAUCACCAACAAGGCGACCGAGGACGAGAUGAAGGGUGUCCCGCACCACCUCAUGGGCUUCCUAGAGCCGGGACAGGAGUACGAUGUUGCGCGCUUCAUCCGCGACGUCAAGAAGAUCCAUGCUGACCUGUCGAGCCGGGAGCAAAAGACGCUAACGGUCAUCGCCGGCGGUACGGCCUACUACCUCCAGCACCUGCUCUUUCCGGGACGAUUGGUGACCAGCUCAGACGCCGUCGGGACGACGGGAUCCGAAGACGUCAGCACAGAGGGGGCCCAGGCCGACCCGCAGUUGAGCGACCAGAUCUCGCGUCUCUCGCCCGAGGAGCGCUCGAUCCUCGACCUGGUCUCGCACAAGGCGAGCUCGAAGCAGCUCAUCGCUCUGCAGACCGAGAGCCCGCUGCCCAUGUGGAAGCUGCUCGACAAGCUGGACCCGGACAUGGCGGCGAGAUGGCACUGGAAGGACACGCGCAAGGUGGGCAACAGUCUCCGCAUCAUCAAGGAGACUGGGCGGCGGCACUCGGACUGGAUCGCCCGGCAGGACGAUGAGCGGCGCCGGCGCGAGGCCGACGGCGGCGAUGCGGCGGGAUCGGGGAGCGAAGCAGCAGCGACGCCCGUCGAUGGGCUGCGCCGGCUCCUCUUCUGGGUCUGGUGCGAGCCCGAGACGCUCAAGCGCCGCCUCGACGACCGCGUCGACGAGAUGGUGGACCGCGGCCUGCUCGACGAGAUCAAGGAGAUGCGGCGGAUCGCCAAGUCGAUCUUUGACGACCUCGCCGCCGCCUCGCAGGCCGGGAACGCUCCUCCGCUGCAGCAGAACUACCAGGCGGGCAUCUUCCAGACAAUCGGGUACAAGCAGUUCGACGCCUACCUGUCGCGUCUCGAGGAGCUCGACGGGCGGUUCCGAGACUUUGAACGCGACACGACCCCGGCCCCGGCGCCGGUUUCGGCGCAGCAAGAGCAGACGAGGCAGGGUGCGCGAGGGGACAAGGUGGCGCAGCAGCUGUUCCGCGAGGCCAAGGAGAAGAUGCAGCAGGCGACGCGGCGGUACGCCAAGGACCAGAUCAAGUGGGUGCACAACAAGCUCAUCCCAGAGGUGCGGCUGGCGCAGUCGUUUAUGCGGCAGGCCAAGGAGCGGCGACGCCGCACAAGCAGCAGCGGGGGCAGCGGCAGCUCGAGCAUCGCAACAAGAGGCGAGGGCGAGGGUGAGGGCGAGGACGUGCAGCUGUACCUGCUGGAUGCGACCGACAAGAGCCAGUGGGACGUCAAAGUCCGCGAUCCGGCCCUCUCGAUCGUCCAAGCGUUCCUGCAACGUCGACCUCUGCCCGAUCCGUCGCAGAGGACGAUGCAGGCCAAUCGGAUGUACGUCUGUCCCGUGUGCACGGUGCGCGACGAGGAGCCGCACUUUGUGCGCGUCCUGGACCGCAAGUCGCACGAGCGCGGCAAGACGCACCGCAUGCACGCAAAGGCGCGCAUGCCGGACGACGAGAGGCAGAGGGAGAUCGAGAGGAUGAAGGCCCAGGGCGAGGAGAAGCGGAGGCAAAGGGAGGCCCUCAAGGUCGAGCUCGACGAGAUCAAGAGGCGCCAACAGAGCGGUGAGGCGUAG
Pseudozyma flocculosa PF-1 is the source of this 3786-nucleotide messenger RNA. RefSeq lists its product as uncharacterized. Gene Ontology annotation, cellular component: cytosol. Gene Ontology annotation, biological process: tRNA processing; proteolysis. The transcript has 4 exons. The coding region runs from base 1 to 3786 and encodes 1261 amino acids. Gene Ontology annotation, molecular function: metallopeptidase activity; epoxide hydrolase activity; zinc ion binding. The record is from RefSeq and is a predicted model, not a curated record. NCBI's taxonomy places the organism in Eukaryota, Fungi, Basidiomycota, Ustilaginomycetes, Ustilaginales, Ustilaginaceae.